Molecule: messenger RNA, 3708 nt
Organism: Tribolium castaneum (red flour beetle)
Lineage: Eukaryota; Metazoa; Arthropoda; Insecta; Coleoptera; Tenebrionidae
Gene: cmb
Product: combover
Exons: 16
Coding region: 10-3651 (1213 amino acids)
Biological process (GO): cilium assembly; microtubule anchoring at centrosome; protein localization to centrosome
Cellular component (GO): centrosome; ciliary basal body; centriolar satellite
Source: RefSeq, a predicted model, not a curated record
UCGCAUAAUAUGUCUGAAGACCGCAGGAAGAUGAACCGUUCGAGUACUGGAACGGUGCCUAAAAUCAAAUGCAGGAAUAACACUACUUCGUGCCCCAACGAACGUGAUAGUCCUCGCAGUUGGACCAACAACUUGACGGGCGAUUUCCACCGCCUCAACCUCUCUGACUACUUGAGGAAUUCCAGACGAAAUCAUUGCGCCAUGAACGUCGGUACCGUCGAAGAGCAGCGCUUGAAUCCUGCGUUAAACGGUUCCAUCACUCCAAGUUCAUCCAGCUCACGCCGUAACUCUUCGGGAACGGUGCCCAAGUGCGACAACAUCACCAAGUAUCCAGACAAGAGACAAAUUGAAGACAAGUUGAGUCAAAUCCAAGAGUAUCUCCAAAUCACCACUUCACUCAUGUCCAGUAUGAAGAAUACAGAUGAUCAGUCGUAUAUUCAGUUGGGAGACGCCAAUAAUUUGAUGCAAAUGAUUAACGAUUUGAGAGACAGUGAGGCGAAAUUGGUCAACAUUUUAGGAAAUAUUGAGGCGGAGGAACAGGUGAAGGCUGACCGCAAUGACAAUUACUCAGAGAGUGCAACAUCACAUCACAAUGACCUUGACGAAAAAAUCGACCAUACAAAUCGCGAAAUGGAAAUGUUGAGAGACCAACAAAUGUCACUGUUGUGUUUACAACAAAAAGCCGAGAACAAAUUGAAAGAUGCUCGUCAGAUCCAAGAAAAAUUACUGACGGCUUCUCAAUAUGAUGUUAACAGUAGUAUCAACCAACGCAAUAAGAAUUUGAGCAGUGUGCAGGACUUUGAUAUCGCCAUUCGAGAAUUGGAAGAGAGAAGUAAAAGACUGAAUGAACCUCGAGGUUCAAAUUCGAAUCUCCAAGACAAGCUUUUGGCCGAAAUGGACAGUCUGCAAAGUCAGAUCGUCACAAUGCACAACAUCAACGACGAUCGAAAUCAAUUAAUUCAAGUUUUGGAUAAUCGAGACACCGAAUUGCGAGCCCAACAUUUAGAAUUGCAAAAUAAAUUGAGCGAACUUCAGAAUAAAAAAUCACAAGUUGAUCAAUUAGUGGCGCAAUUGCAAGUUUUGGAAGAAACUGAUGAAGACGAUGUUGGUGCACAAGUCAGGAGAAUCGUAACAAUGAAAGAACAAUUAUCGAAAUUAAAAGAUAUGUUGGAAAUUGUCAAAACUACGGAGCUGAAUUCGAACGCAUCACAAGAAGAACAAGAUCUAGCAUGUGGAAUAUGUACGAAAGCGGAGAAUUUUUUACAGAAAGAUGGGGAGAAAAGAAGAACUCCGUUGAAUAAACAAGUGAAUAAGAAUGCAUGUGAUCGGGGUUUUGGAGGUGCUAAGCCUAAAAGUCGAACGAAUAGUAAUAAAGUGGCGCUUCAAGUGGAACUAGAAGCAAAAAAGAGGGAAUUGGAAGAGAUCAUGGGCAAACAUAAAGCUGGUACGUCAAACUUAAAUCACGAUGUUGGCACUGACAAUAAAUCGGAAUUCAGUUGUUCAAGUAAUGCGUAUUUUGAUUGGGCGCCAAUCAUGUCCGACCAUAAUAGAUUUGACUCAAGUGACAGUGACGAAUAUUCUGACCCGAACCAACAAUUCGUUCUUCCAACUUUAAACUAUCCUAAAUCAGACCAUGACUAUGUUGCCCAUCACUUACAAGACACUACUACUGAUCGUCUAUCAAGUAUACCUCGAACACCUGAACGUCGCACACCGCGUGCCGCUAGCGAACAGGGAAAAAAUCAAGUACAAAAACAAUUAGAAUUGAUACGAAGUGUUUGCGAUUCUAUGUUGGACCAGCAAGGGGGAACGAACGUCAGAAAUAAUCUAACUCCAAGUUCAUUAUAUUUUGAACCCAGGCCUAUGAACACCACUGCGAUUGUGGAUCCCAACUAUCAAAGCUGGUUGGCAACAAAUACUCUUCAAACACAAGCUUUCAUGCUGAAUACGCUCAACCAAUGUUGUCAGAUGUUGUGGUUGCAACAGCGCGAAUUGAUUUCGUUGAGACAAACUGUAAAUCAAUUGCAAGAUUAUGGCGGCAAUUUGGCUUCACCUUUACAAAGUGAAUGUCGCUCAAGAUCGAAUCAAAAAGGGGGGAAUCAAGUGGCUGCGGCAUGUUCAAUGCCAAAUUUAAAUCAAUAUAAUAUCCCACCUUCCGUCAAUCUUGAUCCUUCUUCUUCUUAUCAGAAUAACAUGCAAAAUGCUCGAUUGUUAGAUCAUUGUUUGAAUAAUGUGAGUGAUCAUAAUAACAGUGUGUUGCAUGCUGUUAAUGCUAACACUAACCAAAUACCGCCAACUCAUAUGUGGAAUGGACAAGCUCUAAAUAACCAAGUCGCGCCUGGAAAUAGAGCUAACAAUUAUUGGGACAAUUUUAGAAGUUAUUCCCGCCAAAACCUUCUUUCAACGAAAAGUAAUGAAGGUUUCCAAAAUAUCUCCAAUAAUCCUUUUACAUUGGUAACAACACCAAAAUGUAAUUCCGAUCAAAUGUCAUCUCAAGAGAAUACACCACGUAGAAGAACACAGUUUCGAAAUAAUAAUUCAGUUGUACCACCUGACGUCCUCAAUGUUAAUAAAGUCGAUCAGAGAAACAUAAACGAGUGCGAUUACAACAAUGAAAGCAAUUCGACCAUUUCAGAAGAACAUACGAUUUUUAAAGAAUCAGCAAGUCGACGAAACGAAUGGCACGAAGAGCAAGUUGAUGAUCAUCAUACCAAGUCGAAAUUGUUUGAAGAAUUGCGCGAAAACGUCUACAAAGAAGUGGUGACUCUUAUUUCGGCCAAUGAGACACGUCCACAUUUCCUCAUUCAAUUGUUUCGUGAUUUACAAAUGAUCAGUUCGGAUCCGUUACGACUUAAAAUUCUACAGGCAAUUCAAACAAUAAUUACGCAUAAUUUAACAACGAAUCACACAAAUAGACAAGUUUUUGAGCCACAACAAAGCGAACCGAUUGACUUGCAAUCAACCGUUUGGUCAAAAAAAAUAAUAAAAAAUCAAACAGCCACGUCACGUAACACUUUGGAUGAUAAUCGAGUGAUAAAAGAAAUAAUUCCGUUUCUCAACGAUCACGAGGACGAUAGUAUAACUCAUCCAUUUUUGGUGAGUCUAAAGCAAGUUCUACUCGAAUCUGAGUCGUUUCAAGAAACAGUGCGAGACUCGGUUUUCAAGAAACAUUUUUCCAAUGUUUUGGAUGAGGUUUUAGCACAGUAUCAGGGCAAAAAAGUUCAUGACGUGAAGAUGCAUUUUAUUCAAACCGUCAGUGAUUUAUUGAGAGGCGAAUUGUCUUUCAUUCAGUUGAUACAGGAUACGUGUCCUGAUGGUGGCGAACUCGAAACGUUUGAAACUAAUGUUAAUCAAGAAGUAACCAUACAAAAUGGUGAUUUAGCUGAAGCCGAUCAAGGGAGGGUGGAAGAGGAUGAUGGGGAAGUGGAGGAGGAAGGAGCGGUUGGGGGAUUUUGGGAAUUACCGUUGGAGGUUUCUGAAGAUGUAGAGGUGCCAUCCACCGAGUUUCAGAACAAUGCAGAAGCACAGACUCAAUUUAUUAAGCAAGGUUUGGAUCAAGUACCGACUCGUUUGCCGACUAAAUCCCCUUCAAAUACUCCGAGUAAAGAUCGGUCAACUUCAUCACGUUCCGAUCAUCACGAUCUGUUUUAAUUUAUUCGUUAGUUUAUAUCGAGAUUAUUUUGAAUAAAAUUAAAAUAAAUCUUUCAA